Chinchilla lanigera (long-tailed chinchilla) is the source of this 3717-nucleotide messenger RNA. RefSeq names its product mitochondrial transcription termination factor 1 (gene Mterf1). The transcript has 2 exons. The record is from RefSeq and is a predicted model, not a curated record. Lineage: Eukaryota; Metazoa; Chordata; Mammalia; Rodentia; Chinchillidae. Gene Ontology annotation, cellular component: mitochondrial matrix. Gene Ontology annotation, molecular function: double-stranded DNA binding. Gene Ontology annotation, biological process: termination of mitochondrial transcription; regulation of DNA-templated transcription. Bases 385 to 1539 code for a protein of 384 amino acids.
GGCAGUGUUUCAGAUUUUGUAAUUUUAGGGGUAAUUUCUAACUCUUAAAUUGUCCUGGAGGAUUAAAUAAGACAGUGUGUAUGAAGCACUUAAUUCUCAUAUUCGUGGUUCCAUUUUUCACAUCGUAGCAGGCAUUUUUUUGCUAUUUUUUUCCAGUACGACUGACAAAUGUAUAGUUUGUAAGAGAUAAUGCAUCUCACGAAAAUAUUAUGCAGUGUUAGCUAGAGUCGAUCCUUUCAUUCCCCGUUAGGAAUUCCUGAUAAUAUUUUGCCUUUUCUAUGAUGGGAGUUGUUUAGAAACAGCUAUUUUUCAGCUUUUCUGGAGGGAUGAAAAGUCCUCUUAAGAGAAAUAAGCAUUCUGAAAGAUCUGGGCUGCCUGACCGUUAUGGCAUCAAGAAACCUCUGGCAUAUGAGAAGUAACUUGCUUUUGGGUUCAAGAUAUUGGACGAUCCAAUAUUCAACAGAAAUCCUCUUCAGAUCCAUUUCAUUUAGGCUUUUUGGUGUGAAACAUGAUAAUGCAGACAGUGAGCCUUCGGAGAAUAAAGACCUGCUGAACAACUUACUUACUAUGGGAGUUGAUAUUGAUAUGGCUAAGAAACGACAGCCUGGAGUGUUUAAUAGGAUGUUCACUAAUGAACAGGACCUGCAGAUUUUCCUUCAGUCCAAAGGAGCUAGCAAAGAAGUGAUUGCUAGUAUCAUAUCAAGAUAUCCACGAGCCAUAACACGGACUACUGAAAGUCUUUCAAAACGGUGGGAUCUAUGGAGAAAGAUUAUCACAUCAGACCUUGAAAUUGUAAAUAUUCUGGAACGUUCUCCUGAAUCCUUUUUUCGGUCCAGCAACAAUGAAGACCUGGAGAAAAAUAUAAAUUUCCUCUGUUCAGUUGGAUUGACCCAUGAAUGCCUUUGUCGAUUACUGACCAAUGCCCCUCGUACCUUCUCCAAUAGUCUUGAUCUGAAUAAGCACAUGGUUGAAUUUUUGCACGAAGUCUGUUUGUCUUUGGGUUAUAAUGACCCCACAGAUUUUGUCAGAAAGAUUAUUUUCAAAAACCCUUUCAUCUUAAUUCAGAGCACCAAGCGAGUGAAAGCUAACAUUGAAUUUUUACAGUCAACUUUCACCUUGAACAAGGAUGAACUACUGGUUCUGAUACGUGGUUCAGGAGCUGGAAUCCUAGACCUUUCCAAUGACUGUGUCAAAAGAAACUACACAAAUAUCAAAGAGAAGCUUUUUUCUUUUGGGUGUACUGAAGAAGAGGUACACAAGUUUGUCUUAAGCUAUCCAGACAUGAUCUUCUUGGCAGAGAAAAAGUUUAAUGAUAAAAUAGAUUACCUCAUAACAGAAAAAAUUAGUAUUUCACAAAUAAUUGAAAGUCCUCGGGUUCUAGAUUCGAGCCUAAAUACUUUAAAAAGUCGAACCAAAGAAUUGGUACAUGCUGGCUAUAACUUGAAUACAUCAAACAUCACUAUUCUGUCUUGGAGUCAAAAAAGGUAUCAAGCUAAACUGAAAAAGAUAAGAAAACAGCACUUGGGCCUUAAGUCUUAAAACAUGGUGAUGCUUAUUUUUGAUUUUGGACUGUCAAAGGAGAAUUUUGAUUUCUUUGCCACAGAUACAUGUAUACUGAUUUUUUGGAUAUUUUGGCCUAAAAGUUUGUAAAACCUCAUGAUUAGUGUCUUCCAGUUACUUCUCCCAGCUACUACUCUGUCAGUUUGAAGUAAUGCAAAAUUGUGUGUAGGCUGUGGUGCUGUACACUAUGGGAGUUCUUUAGUGCUAUGCAGACAGUGUGAUGGUACAAAAACAGCUCUUGUGGUUUCUAUUCGAUUUAAAAAUUGACAGAUUUGGGCUGGAUAUAUAGCUUAGUAGUGACAGCACUUGCCUAGUGUGUGCAUGGCCCUGAAUUCGAUCCCCAGCACAGUCAAAAUAAAGACAGAAGACAGAAAACAAAUGGACAGGUUCAUUUGGGUAAUGAAUUCUGUUUCCUGCCAUGGUGUUGAAUGCCAGGUCAUUUUAUUAUUCCGUGUCAAAUUAGGGUUCAUCCUGAAAAUAGAAUGCCAGUAAGAAUAAUAAAAUUCUGACAGAAAGGAGGAAUUUUUUCAUUCCAAGUUCCAUGUUCUCCAUGUAAACCCAUUACUGUGCUGUUAUACCCUUCUUGCUCAAAAAACAACCCCAUAAUUUACAAAAGGUGUGUUCAUAUUUCUUUGAAGACAAGGCCACCUGUGGUGGGUAUUAGAAUGGGCACCUAAAGACGUUACUGUCUGGUUCCCAGAAGCUGUGAAUAUGUCAUGUUACAUUGCAGUGGACUUUACAGAAGUGAUUAAGUUAAGAUGUGAUUAAGUGAAGACUCUUGAGAUGGGAAAAUUAUCCUAAAUUACUUGGGUGGGCCCAGUAUAAUCAUAGGAUCCUUAAAAGUGAGGAGGGAGCCAAAAGAGGAGGCCAUAGGGGUGUUAUAUAUGAAUGACUUGGCCACUUCUGGCUGUGAAGGACAGAGGGGCCAUGAAGCAAGGAAUGUGGGUGGCUUACAAAAGGCAAGGAACAGGAGUCCUCUAAGCCCUCCCAAAAUGAGUGCAGCCUCGCUGGCACCUUGAUGUUAGCCCAGUGAGACCAAUAUCAAGCUUCUGAUCUAUAGAACCAUAAGAAUAAAUGUGUGUUAUUUUAAACCACUGAGUUUGUGAUAACCUGUGAUAUGAAAUAGAUUGGUAUAGCAACUGAGUAGAUGAUUUGUCUCAUUCCAGGUGAAGAAAUCACAAAGUACAGUCCUCAUUGCAUCAUUUCUCUAUUUCUGUAUUUUUAUAUUCAGUUUCUUAUAUAAGUAAUUACAUUUUUAAAAGAAAUUACCUAUUUUAAAGAAUUGGAGUUGCUAACAAGUUAAUAUUUAUGAAGUCCUCUAAAGAUGAAUAAAAAAAUAAGUAUAAAUACUAUCAUUAAAAAAAGCAAUUUUUUGCCUAAUGGGUAUAGCUUAAGAAAUACUGGUCAUUUCCAUGUAUUUAUAUUUUGCUGGUGUUUCAUCUAAGUAAGAAGUGAGGAAUUUUAGAGACAUUGAAUUGAAUGAGAAGAUCAUGGCUAUAUCAUAUAUCGGUUUGUAUCAUCUAUAGAAACAAAUUGUUUUUUAUAAGGGUAUUUAUAUAUGUUCAGUGAUAGUCAUAAUUACUUGCAGUGAACUAUUUGAUAGCAAGGAUGGCAUACUUUAGAAAAUGUGGGCUUUAUAGAAACAUUUUCUAGAGUGCAAUAGCUGGGCACCAUUUCUGAUUAAUUGUAUUUUGUGUAACUAUUUUAAAUUCAUUGAAUUGUUUUCAAUGGUAUUUUAUUAAUGGUAGCUUAAGAAAACAUACAGAAAUGUUUUAAAAAACAGUUUUGUGGGUGUAUAGUUCAUAUACUAUACAAUUCACUCAAAGUAUACAAUUGAAUAUUUUUUAAAACAUAUGGUAUGCAACCAUUGCCUUGCAACCCUAAGCAAAAACUAAUCUUUCUGCCUCUAAAUUUUAUCAUUCUGUGUAUUUCAUAUAAAUGAUCUAAUACAAUGCUGUAUGUGGUUUUUUGAUUGACUUCUUUCAUUUAGCAUAAUGUUUUCAAGGUUUAUCCAUGUAUCACAUACCAGCAUUCCUUUUUAUUGUUAAAUAAUAUUCCAUUGUAUGGAUAAGUAGGGUUAUUGGGAAUAUAUUUUAUUGUACACAAAGCAUUAAUUCCCUAAACCUUUUUAAUUAUAUGGAAAAACUUUCCAAGAUA